AUGGAGUCUUUUAGUAACUUUUUUGAGAAUGAAUGGCACAAUUUGAGCAAAAUGAUCUAUGGCGAUGAAAAUUCGACCGAACAGUUUUACAAACAAGGGCUAAUGUCAAGUCCAUGUGAUAUUGGGUUUAACUUCGAAACUCCUAACACUUUCAUGUGUGCUAGUGAUGAUUCGAGCAAUGCUGACUCAUUCGUUGAUCGUGAACCUUUUGUCGGUGUCUCUGGGCAUUGUAAUCCUAAUUUUUACCAUUUUUUCUCCCAAGAAAAUAGUAUUUGUAGCAGCGAAGUUGCUCAAAUAACAACAAUACCCAAUCUCGUCAAUAGUGAUGCUACUGACGAUACUAGUUCACUUUCGUACCCAUAUCAUGAGAAUUUGUCUUUUUUUCUUUCUAAUAAUGAUGUUACUUCAUCAUCAAAUGAUGUGUGUGAUAUGUCCAUCCAAUAUUGUAUGAUGGAUGAGAUAAACAACUCAUCGCUACCAAAAACUCAUGUUUUUUCUCAAGGAAGUCUCUAUGUAACACACGAUGUGACGGAGAAGGAUAUAACAACGAAGAAUUCACCUGUUUCGAGCAAGGAAUCACCUCUCGAGAGGAAGCUUGAAAUGCACGAUGCAACGGAUGUUGAAGCCAACAUUGGGAAAACUGAUAAGAACCUCAAGAAAAGAAUUCGAACCGUAAGUGUAUUAUUUUAUAAAAACAAGAAGAAUGUGCAACCAAAGAAGAAGCAAAAGAUGAUCGACACAGAAGCUAAAAACGACGACAACAAUGUGGAACGAAAUGGGCAAAGUUCAAGUUAUUGGAGCUCCAAUGAUGAUUUAAAUGAAUCCCAAGAAGUGGAUGUCACACUUAACCCGAAUGGGAAAACAAGGGCUGGUCGAGGAGCCGCGACUGAUCCUCAAAGUCUCUAUGCAAGAAAAAGAAGAGAAAGGAUUAAUGAGAGACUAAGGAUCCUUCAAAACCUUGUACCAAAUGGUACAAAGGUUGACAUUAGCACAAUGCUUGAGGAAGCAGUUGAAUAUGUGAAGUUCUUAAAGCUUCAAAUUCAGUUGUUGAGCUCUGAUGAUAAAUGGAUGUAUGCUCCCAUUGCUUACAAUGGAAUGGACAUGGGUCUUUACCAAAAUAUUGCCCAGACUCUAUAA
Molecule: messenger RNA, 1137 nt
Organism: Erigeron canadensis
Lineage: Eukaryota; Viridiplantae; Streptophyta; Magnoliopsida; Asterales; Asteraceae
Product: transcription factor bHLH84-like
Exons: 4
Coding region: 1-1137 (378 amino acids)
Biological process (GO): regulation of transcription by RNA polymerase II
Cellular component (GO): nucleus
Molecular function (GO): RNA polymerase II cis-regulatory region sequence-specific DNA binding; DNA-binding transcription factor activity, RNA polymerase II-specific; protein dimerization activity
Source: RefSeq, a predicted model, not a curated record